Messenger RNA from Pseudomassariella vexata, 1534 nucleotides. RefSeq lists its product as uncharacterized. The transcript has a single exon. Bases 61 to 1359 code for a protein of 432 amino acids. The record is from RefSeq and is a predicted model, not a curated record. Gene Ontology annotation, biological process: proteasome assembly. Lineage: Eukaryota; Fungi; Ascomycota; Sordariomycetes; Amphisphaeriales; Pseudomassariaceae. Gene Ontology annotation, molecular function: proteasome binding.
CAACUUUGGAACUCUCCUCUCUAAACACAGGUUCGCCGUGCUUGCGAACAAAUAUUCAAUAUGGUCGCCGGUAUAGGUGGCAUAUGGGCUCCGCAAGCCUUGCGGAUGGCUCGUACAGCCGCUUAUAAGGCGAGCAAGAUAAUACGGUCUAAACUCGCGAGUGCGACCCGCCCCGUGAACGCCGUCGAGCCGGUAUUAGCAAAGGCAUCGCACCCACGACAACCUAUUCAUCCCGCUGCGCUUCUACGCCAGCAAAAGAACCGACGAUGGCACUCGACAUCUACAUACAAUAACCUCAACGCUGCCGUGCGCCGCUUUAUAAGCACCGGGCGCAUUGAUUCCGUACCCAGGAUUGAUCGAACCAAGUUCCUUAACACCCAGACUGGUCGAGCCGUCGCCCAACUUACGGGUCGUGCACCUUUUGCCAGUACGCUCCGACCAAAUCUCACUGGCGGAGCACUUCCGCGCACCGCUGGCGGUUACGGCCUUGGAUCUGGACGAAUUGGUGGUGUAAGGUACUUCUCCCACACCCCGGCUUCUCAGGCCCAGGUGCUGCAGAACGUAUCUGUCGCCGUCCGAGGCUUCUGGAUCUCGGGUCAGAAGGCGCAGUUCCAUGGCAUAAAUGCACGCGGCGAGAAGCAAUAUCGUGCAGUCUCUACUGUUGAGGAUGAGGCGAUACGCAAGAUGUCAGCAUUUGCCCGAAAUGCCCCUGGUUCUUACAUUGAUUUCAACCUCAACCCCACCGUCACUGCUCUGAGCCCCCUUUCCGGCGCUUUUCCUUAUAAAUCAGCUGGUAUUCAGGUUGCAGAUGGGACUACACUCAACACGGAGGGAUUCAUUGAUGUACUUUCCAUCGAUUUUGGACGUGCUCUCAAGGAUCUGACUGCCACCCUCUCCGACAUCAAGAAACUUUCGGCACUUGGCGAUCUACCCAUUCAACUAGAAAAGGGUCAUACUCUGCGUGUAAGGUUUCCGGGCGUCGAUGCCGACACUGUAGAGUGUCUCUGCGACGAUCUUGGACUUACACGAGGCAUUGUUCGCGAAGACCGCGAGUUCGACGCCGAGGUCGGAGUGCCAAUGGCCUUGAGGUUUCCCUUCGCCCCUGAUGCGAAAAAGGAGCAAAGUCUCUUAUCGCCUGGGGGCUCGCUUAGAUCUGAAGACAGCUUUCUGGCGGAGGAGCUUUUCGAGGGUUUCAGCGAGGUGGAAGAGAACCCCUGGCUGGUACCGCCUGAGCCAGAAGGAUACGGGAGUAUAUCUCCGCCGAUCAGUUCGGGUGAGCACUGUUCGGAUGAGUUUGAGGGACUGGAAGGCGUUUACAAAUUCUUGGAGGAAUGUGAUCGUGCUAGAGGCAGGUAUUGACCUCCCGCAAAACUAUUUUGACUGAUUUUGAGGCGCGCUUGAAAGGGUUAGGGAUACAUAUGAUGGAAACAGGGCAGUUUGUGACGGCACCACACUCUUUGUAACAAUUUUAUUUCACUCUCUCAAGUUAUUAGCGCCUAUUCAUGCACGUACAAUUCGACCAGUUUCAACACAA